AUAAGAAUUUUUUUACUUUUUCGUAUACGGUGUAUCGCGAGAAAUUCCUGUGCAAUAAUCAAAUUAAACAUCAAAAGAAAAUUAUAGAUGUAAAAGUUUACAAAUGAUUAAAAUGUUUAUACAAGUAUUUGUACAAAAAAGUAUGAAAUAAUGAAGUAGACUACAGAAGAGUGCCUUUGGUCCACAAAAAAGACACCAUCGAACCUGAUUUCAAUAAAUCAGUUUUAAGAAUUCGUAGCAUAAAUGUAAUUACUACAUUCCACUGAUUAAUUAAUAGUUUUAGAAUUUGAUGAAUAUGCCAAAAAAAUGGAGUCUUUUCCCUUAGUUCCUUCUAAUUCACCAAAAGAAAAUCCGGACACUUUGCAUGUUUUACGUGAAGUGUUUCAGGGGUUCAUUACGCAGGAUGAUUUUCCCAUAAACAUUGCCAAAAAUAUAACAAAGCAAAAUAUCAGUGACCCUCUUGUUAAGGAAAUUGGGGAAAAUGCAUAUAAUAUAUACCAAGAUACGCAAACGGAAAUAGCAGAAAUUACUAAAACCGAAGAAAAUAUUAUGCUAACUCAUGGAAAAUUACUCAUUACACAGGAUGCGAUUGAGAAAGAUAAGUGCCUUAUGGAAAGCCUAAAACUGAAAAGAGUAAAUAUGUUGUCAUCAUUAGAUGAAGAAAGUUUAGCAAAAUUUCCACUACUCCAGAAGGCUGACAUUUUUCCUAAUAAAAUAAAACGGUGUAUAGAUUUCAGAUUUUAUCAGAACGAAUGUGAGCAUAUGUGCCAACACGCUAAAGACAAGUGCUCGAAUAAAAUUGAGAAAUGCAAGCCUAAAUCUUCCAAGUUUAAUAAAAUAAAAAAGACAAACAAAUUUCUAAAAUUUUACGAUCGUGAUAUCAAUAACUUCACACCCAAGCAACUUGUUAAAUUUACAAAAUUUUUAAUGGUCAAGGAUCCUGAGCAACUCUUUAAACUACCAAAAAUUGAAAAAAGAAAAUACGAAUGCCAAACUAUUUUUAUAGCAGUUCCAGAAACCAUAGUCUUUCAUAACUAUAAAGUGAAUAUACCUUAUGAGAAAAAAUUUAAAUUGCAAAAUGUAUCGUCGUCAAUGCAAUCUUUUAUUCCGCAAGAGAUGUCUAGAAAUUCUCACUUCAAGCUUCACUUAACUUCGGAUUCAUUAAGAAUCGCUCCAGGAAUGUGUGCUACCUUUAAAGUGUCUUUUAAAACUGAUACAUAUCAAGAUGAACGUCGAACAAUAACAUUUAGGACAUGUAAAGGAUGUGAUGUUACAAUUAAUUUAAUCAGUUUUAGAAAUUCGCCAGUUCUUCAUGCUUAUGUUUAUAGAUUACUAGAUGAUUACUAUAAUCGUACAGGCUCUUCAUCAUCCCUUCAACAGAAUUUUAAUGCAGCUAGAGCAGCUGCUUUAAAUUCUACUAUAGAUUGUGGUAGUUGUCUUUUAGGUACUGGUUUAUUUUUAAAUGUAAUUUUACACAACGAAGGGGAGAGUGGUUCUUUUUUCUUAAUGAGCGAGCAAGAUUGGUACAAUUAUGAAGUUAAGGAUGUUAGCGAUUGCAUGAUUUUAUCUACACCUAGUUCUUUUCAAAUUUAUCCCACUUAUUUUCAUAUCAAUAAAUACGAGUUGGUGGAGCUUAGUGUGGUGUUCUUCCCCUUGUCUAAUGGAUUACAGACCGAGAAAAUUUUUAUGCUUUGCGAUAACACAUCUAUUGAAGAAAUAGAAUUAACCGGUGAUGGGAUAACUUUUGAUGAAGAUUUUAUCAAGUUGGAGAUUCCAGAAAAGUUAACUGACUUUUCUCUAUUUAUGGACGAAGAAUCAACUUAUUACAUUCAUUUUGGAAACACUCUGCCUUUUAUAACCCAUAUUAAAACAUUUACCAUCCAUAAUUUGAGUUCUUUAUUCAUACACUUUCGAUGGAAGUUUAGAAAAAGUAAUAAUACAUCCCCUGCUACUAUUUUGGAAAGAAUAGAAUCUGACUGGGCGGAAAUUACUCCAAAGGAGGGAGUACUGACGCCAGAUAACGCGCAAGAAUUUCAAAUAAAAGUUUUCGUAAAUAAGUACAAUCCAGGACUGUAUAGCGCCGUCUUUUCCUUCUACAUAUUGAAUAUACCGCAAUCUAGUCUAAGAUCAAACUGGAACUUUACCGUAAUUGAAAGGGACUUAGUUCAGCAUGGUCCCUAUAAGUCGCAAUAUGUUGACAUUAUUAGAGCCGAAGUCGAGAUGGUUUUGAAUAUAGUGACUCUAAGUCUAGUAAUUGUGCCCUGCCCUUAUACGUCUCCGGUUAUUUUAGGGUUUAAUGAUUUACAUAAACAUGAAAUUAUGCUGUAUACCGAGGACAUUUUUCCGUUGAAAUGUGAAUGGCUAUCGAAAAAUAAAUCUGAAGGCACUUGUACCCAAAUUUCUCCAAGUAUAUUUACAAUAUAUCCCAACGAAGUAACCACUUGUGAAUUAGUAAUAUUCGUGAGAAGUUAUGAAGAUAUUAAAGAAAAUCACACUCUAUCGAUUAAUAAUGGCAGUUUUACCAAAGAGUAUGAAGUUUUUGUUAAAGUCGGUAAACCGUACGCGAAAUUUUCAAGAAGAUUAAUUAAUUUUGGUCCGUGCAUAAUUGGAAAAGUAUUUACGGAGGAGUUUUGUGUAACAAGCUCAGAAUGUACGGAAAUUAAAUGGAAAAUUUUGGAGUAUCGGUAUGAUCAGGAUAAAAAAGGGAUAAUUAAGUUAUCCGACUUGAAUCAUUUGUCGCAAACUGAAGGUGUGCUUAACAAAAAUCGAAAUACACAGACUAUUACUUACUCGAUGUCACACCAAACAGAUGCUGUUUGGUUAUCUUUUCUUGUUCUUCUAACGUCUGCUGCAAACAUGAAAACGGUCAGUUCGACUUGUUUUAUAACUUACGAAAUUAUAUCGCCCCGUUUAAUAAUACAUUCUUCAACGUCUGAAGGGGCAUUAAUAUGUCCUUCCCAUCUUUUAUACAUAAAUAAUACUAAGACGUAUCCCAUAUGCUUGCACAAUGAUGGUUAUGUACCAGCAACUUAUGUAUGGGGUGUACCAUACGGGAAAGACGUCCACGCCUUUAAAAUAAAUUUUGGUCCCCGAUGGGGAAAAAUAGAACCGCAAAGUUGUAACCACAUUAAGUUUAGCAUCACGCCCAUAGCAAAUGGUAUUUUUAAAGUUAUGGUACCUUGCUUUAUAGGAAAAAUAAAAAAACCGUUAGUACUUACGAUAAUUACUAACACGAGUAAUAUUUAUGUUUAUAUUCAUUUACCUGAAGUUAAUGGUUCAUACAAACAAGUUUUGUGGCCAGUGAAUUUCGAAGAUUACGAAUACGGGACGAUGGGAGAAUGUGUAUGUUUUCCAAAAGAAAUGUACGACAUAUGUAAAGAUGUGAAAAUUGAAGAUGUUCGUUUGGAAGAAGUAGGCGAAGAACGUCCGAUUGAUGGGCAAAUGCCUCCCAUGGACUAUAAUGUAAGAGAUCACCUCAUAAACUAUAACGACGAUUUUAUGGAGGAGAGUCCUGUUGCACCAAUACCUUGCACUCCUAGUAGUUCAGUUACAACCUCCGAAACAGAAUUAGAUGUUUAUCCCAUUACAAGAGAAAAAUUAAAGGAAAUGUUUGGCGAAAAUGUUGUUUUGAGAGAUCACAUAGUCGAACUAAAGAAAGUACCUCACAGAGUACCGUAUCAGACAAGUGUAAAAAUAGAAAAUCUCACUCCAUUACUUGGUUGCGCAACAGUUAAAACUGUAAAUUUUUUUCCUGUUAGACGUGAAGACGAAUGCAAUGUAGAAUUGUUAAUGAACAAAUUAAAUUUGGACAAGUUUAAUAAAUGGGAUGAAAUAAUGGGAAAAGAUUUCGGACUUGUGGUAAAAGCUGAGCCCACUAUUGUCAAACUGAAACCUACGGAAAUGACAAAUAUUGAUUUAUUUGUUUACGGGGACACUUGGGGAACAUAUAUAGAAGAAGUGGUUAUAGAAAUUAAUGACGUUAGAUCGUUCUGCUUUACGUUGAUUAUUGAAAUCGUGGGGUUCCCGGUGGAAUAUCCACUUGCUGUGAAUUCAAUUACAAAAUACCCGACCAUCAGGUUUGGAAGAGUCUCUUACAUUUCCGAGCCUGUAGUUAAAUUACUGAAAGUAACAAACACCAGCUCGGUGCCAAUAUUUAUAAAAUGGCACACUUUCGAGGCUCCGUGCAAAUACGAAAAAUUACCCUUCAACGUAAUUUUUGACCUUUUUGACGACAACAAUUCAAAUACGAGAGGUGAAAUACAUUUAACAAAUCAGUAUCAUGGAAUUGAGAAAUCAGAUAAGUUUGAGCUUCAGCCCUGGGAACUCCAUUUACCCCCCAAAUCUACCAGUUGUGUUAAAAUUAGCCUUGACCCCAGUACUAUCAACAUAAAUGACUUUAAAGAAAAACAGGAGUUUUGGUUAAUUGGACAUUUAUAUGUAACCGACCAAUAUAGUUUUUACCCAAACAUGUGCAGAAGGAAAACCGAUGUAGAAUUCCAGGCAACGAAAGUAAAUUUACAUGCAGUCAUUGAAAUUCCAUCACUCAAACUUCAAAAUGUGGAAGACGAGCUUAAAUUCCGUAUUUACGCAACCGAUUCGAUAGAAAACGGAGUAAAAACGAUAAGCAGAAAGUUUUUAUUUAGAAAUGUUAAACAGUCGGAUUUCAUUAUAACAAGAGCAUAUGUGAACAAACCAUUUCACAUUGUUCAACUGGAAUCUGAAUUUGGAAAGACAAAUGAGAAGGACAAUAUUUUUUUAACCGUCCCGCCAGGAGGUUGUGUAGAGAUAACGGUAAAAUGUACAGUUACACGACAAAUGAUAUUAAAAUGCGUGAAACAGAUGAUAGAAUUACCAAAAGAGAUAGCAAUUGUGCAUCCAUUAAUAGUUUUUCAACGAGACUAUGAGCAACAACUAGUGCCACUGAUGUUAGAAGUUUUAUAUCCUCAAAUGAAGGUGCUACCCUCAGAACUAAAUUUUGGCGAUGUUGUUAUUGGAAACACAAUAAAGAAGUCAGUAACUGUAUUAAACUGCAGAGCAAAAGAACUAAACAUACGAGUAGUAUCAGAAUCUAAAUGCGGGGAAUUUGUCGUUCUUCCUCAACAAGCAACUAUAGGGAAAGCAACAAGUGGUGGUAAUGCAUACGUUCUUUUAUUCAUCUAUUUUACUCCAAGGGACACUUUGGAAUAUCACCAAAUGAUUGAGGUGCACACUCCUAUUCCAAACUAUAAAGACGUAAUAACAAUGUCCGGUUUUGGUGUAUGGGAUACCCGAUAUCUUGUUGAGACAAUUUAAACAAUGAGGGAUUUAUAUAAUAAAAAUUCCAAAAUAAUGGGGACAUUUUUAUUGAUAACUACCGUUUUACAAAACAUGCUAUGAAAAAACCAACCGAAUCAAUGUCACAGUCGGAAUCAAAUCUUUGAAGACAUGAAAGUUGCUCAUCAUUUAAGCCAUUAACGAAAAAUCCUCUAGUGCCAAAGGAGUUUUCGACUUUUACAAGUUUUAAAGAAGAAAAUUUUUUUAAUGCCCAUGCAACAAUUUCUUCAUUUUCGGCUACGGUUAUUGUACAAGUGCUAUACACAAGAGUGCCACCUGGUUUUAAUAAAUUUGCAGCCUAUGAACAAAUUGUGUACCUCAAUAUACAUGUAAUCAACAGUCAACACUAUUUAUUAAUGUAAUUUUAUUUUACAAAAUAAACGAUUCCU
This is a messenger RNA of Agrilus planipennis (emerald ash borer), 5702 nucleotides long. RefSeq lists its product as uncharacterized. Gene Ontology annotation, biological process: negative regulation of cell population proliferation. NCBI's taxonomy places the organism in Eukaryota, Metazoa, Arthropoda, Insecta, Coleoptera, Buprestidae. The record is from RefSeq and is a predicted model, not a curated record. The transcript has 21 exons. The coding region runs from base 307 to 5292 and encodes 1661 amino acids.